Trichosporon asahii var. asahii CBS 2479 is the source of this 1362-nucleotide messenger RNA. RefSeq lists its product as uncharacterized. Bases 1 to 1362 code for a protein of 453 amino acids. The transcript has 5 exons. Lineage: Eukaryota; Fungi; Basidiomycota; Tremellomycetes; Trichosporonales; Trichosporonaceae. The record is from RefSeq and is a predicted model, not a curated record.
AUGGACAAGUCGCGUCCUCAAACGAAGAUUUCCAAGUCAGCCAAAACUACUCAUCACUCUGAGCGUAAGCUGCGGGUCCCUAUCUCUUCCCGCAAGAUUUGUCGUCCCUACGAGCGACCCCAACCUAACAGACCUGACACACCGCGACCUCCCAGAUGGGCAAGCACGUCUUCAGACGUCCAAGGAGCACCUCAGCGACUACGACGCAGCAAAUCGGAGGUAUGGUCUUCUAGCACAGCGAAGGCCUUCUUGCAGUCUCUCCAAGACAGCUGCCCCACUUCCACGUCCCAGUGCAAAGUUGGCUCGGUGGCCACCAGCGACUCACCCGACUCACCGUUUCUCGUCCCCAAUCUCCCCCUCCCACGUGUGGCAGGUUCUUCCGGCAAUCCCAAGACAUCACCGGCAGACGAUAGAGCUCUGAGUUCACCUUCUCUGCCAUCUUCUUCCCGCUCCGAGGUCCUUGGGGAGCUUUUCCACAUCAAGUGCACUCUUGGCAAGACCUCGCAAGGGGCCAAUGCAUCCUGGUUCAUGUUGGAAAUCGAUGCUUAUUGGUUCAAGAAAGGGGAGAAGCGGCAUUGGGGCGAGAAGGGCGCUAGUGGUGGCGAUCACACCUGGUCCCGUCGCGCACACGUACAGUACACACACACACAACAUCGCAAGCUUGAACUCGCCCUUUCUCUUUCUCUUCUCUUCUUUGCUUCUGCGCAACUCCUUCAUCACCUUUCAUUCGCCAUGGUCAAGCAGGAGCCCUCGUCUCCUCCCGAUGGGUCUAUCGGAGGUCUUAGCGCAGUUGACAGCAAUAAUCGACCCGACAUUGAGAUCAUUCUCAAGGACAACGAGCUGUCUGAGCGUGUGAUUACUGUCACUCACUACACCUCCACCGGAAGCAAGUCUACGGUUUCCCUCAACGCGUCAACCGACAGCGACGCUCAAGUUACCUGCGGUGCUUUGCACAUCCUCUUGACGAAGAGCGUCGGUUCCCGCAACAACUCUGUGAACUCUUUUGACAUUUCAUCUGCGACUUUCCCCAGCGAUCACCAGUCCGAUAUCGCCACCUCGGGAGCCCCUUCCCACGUCUCAGCUCAGCGUCCCGCCGCCCUUUCCACCAGCUCUCGGGUCAGCCCCAAGGCUCUCGCCAUUGGAGGCUCUGCUUCCAAGAGUACCAGCGAGAACAAGCUGGGGAAUGUCCUCCAACGUUACGCCGAGACCAAGGGAUUGAACUACGACAGCCUCAGCGUCGUGAACCACUCCGGCGAGGCUGUGUCUCUUGAUACUCGUCUUGGCACCAUAGUCAAACGCUACAUUCGGACUCACAGCUUCCAAGUUGUUGACGCCGACAAUCUCCCUGACGCAAACCCCUAG